UGGAGCCGCAUCAAGCUGUGAAAGUGAUUUGCUUGAAACUGGUUGAUGAUGACGAUGAACUGUCAAAGUCUCUGAAGCAACAGCAUGGAGAUUGGCAUUCUGAACUGUUAAUGGGGUCAUGGGACUCACGUUGUCAUUGAUCACUUGUGUGGAUUUAACCAGUGAGGAGCAGCAGAAACUGAUAGAAAGGCAUCCAGAAUUAACGCAGCACUGAAGGUCAUCAAAUUGUGUUCUUUUAAUUUCUGUCGGGGAGAAUGUCUGAGCAAGGGAAAGCAGAGGAAGCUGGAAAUGAGCAAGACUCAUCCAUCUCUCAGCAAGAGAACUGUAUCCAUAAUAAAACUGAAAGCUCAGAGAUAGAUGAAAAAGACGAGAAUGGCCAGAAACGAGGUACUAACCAGAACCAGCAGAAGAAGAGACCCAAGUCAGGAGGGAAGGGGAAACUGGUGCGAAGUCUCGCUGUAUGUGAAGAAUCAUGCCCUCGUCUGGAAACAGAGAUUGACAAUCAGGAAUCAAUACAGCUACAGCUUUCAAGUUUCCCCAGCCUACAAGAAGAGGAUAAAUCUAGUAAAGAUGAAUCUGAGAAAGAAAAAGAGAAGGAUAAAAACAAAGAAAAAGAUAGAAACAGUGAAAAACCCAAGAUAAGAAUGUUAUCAAAAGACUGCAGCCAAGAAUAUACAGACUCAACAGGCAUAGAUUUGCACGAAUUUCUGGUUAACACAUUAAAGAAUAAUCCCAGGGAUAGAAUGAUACUGUUGAAAAUGGAGCAGGAAAUUAUUGAUUUUAUUAGUGAUAACAGUAAUCAUUAUAAAAAGUUCCCCCAAAUGUCAUCAUAUCAGCGAAUGCUGGUGCACAGAGUGGCAGCUUAUUUCGGCAUGGAUCACAAUGUAGAUCAAACUGGGAAAUCUGUAAUUAUCAACAAGACCAGCAAUAUGAGAAUACCAGAGCAAAGGUUUUCUGAACAUUUAAAAGAUGAAAAAGGUGAAGAAUCCCAGAAGCGAUUUAUCUUGAAGCGAGAUAACUCUAGUAUUGAUAAAGAAGACAAUCAGCAAAACAGAAUUCAUCCAUUUAGAGAUGACAGACGAAGUAAAUCAAUUGAAGAGAGAGAAGAGGAGUAUCAGAGGGUGAGGGAGAGAAUAUUUGCACAAGAUUCAGUUUGCUCACAAGAAAACCUUUUUGUGGAUAACAGGCUCUUGGAGGAUAGCAUAUGCAAUGAAACCCUUAAGAAGAGACAGCUCUUCAGGGGUAACAGAGACAGCACAGGGAAGGCAUCUGGCAGUCGGCAAAGCAGUACAGAUAAUGAAUUGAAAUGGACAGACCACCAGAGGCCAUGGAGCAGCACGGACUCGGACAGCUCCAAUCGCAAUCUGAAGCCAGCCAUAACUAAGACUGCAAGUUUUGGUGGAAUCACUGUUCUGACAAGAGGAGAUAGCUCAUCAAGUAACAGGAGUACCGGCAAACUGUCUAAAACAGGUAGUUCAGAGUCUUCCAGCAGUGCUGGAUCCUCAGGAUCUCUGUCACGAACCCAUCAACCUCUCCAAAGCGCACCCGUUGUCCCCAGAGUGACAGCCCCAUCUUCAAACAGCAUUUCCUACACAGAGACUGGGAUGAAUGGCCAGGUUGUACCAAGCAACACCAGCUACAUCAUACUUCCACUUGAAGCUGCAGGGAUACCACCAGGAAGUAUCCUGCUCAAUCCACACACAGGUCAGCCGUUCGUAAAUCCUGAUGGUACACCUGCAAUAUACAACCCACCCAGCAGUCAGCAGCCUCUUAGGAACCAGAUAGUUGGGCAGUCUCAGCAACCACCUUCAUCACAGCAGCCUGUACAGCAACCACAGCAACAGAUUGCAAGUCACCUUGUUACACAGCCUGUUCAGGCUCUGCAGCCUUCUUCCCAAUCAGUUCAGUACCCAGCAGUGUCCUACCCACCUCAGCAUCUCCUGGCAAUGUCUCCAACACAGCAGUUUCCUGUGAGAGAUGACAUGACAACACAGUUUAGCCAGAUGAGCUUAAGUCGCCAGUCCUCAGGAGACAACCCCGAUUCGCCUUCUGGUCCUGUCUAUCCAUCACCUAUUAUACAGCAGUCUGCCCCGCAGACUGGUUACGUCAUGGCACCCCCAAGCCAGCAGCUUCCCCCUGGAGGUUUUACAGGUUCAGGUCCACCCGUUUCCCAACAAGUCCUGCAACCCCCACCUCCUCCACAGAGUUACGUACAGCAACCACCACCUGCUCAGAUGCCUGUGUAUUACUACCCAUCUGGUCAAUACCCUACCUCAGCAACUCAGCAGUAUAGGCCCAUGGCCUCAGUUCAGUACAAUGCGCAGCGGAGUUCCCAAAUACCACAGACUGCUCAACAAGCAGGUUACCAGUCUGUCUUGACCAAUCAACAACAAGGGUUCCAAGGACUCCUCGGAAUGCAACAGCCUCCCCAAAGUCAGAACCUGAUGAAUAAUCAACAGGGAAAUCAGGUGCAAGGCAUGAUGGUUCAGUAUCCAGCCAUGUCGUCUUAUCAGGUGCCAAUGACCCAGGGUUCUCAAGGACUGCCACAACAGUCGUAUCAACAACCAAUCAUGCUACCUAAUCAAUCAGGUCAAGGAACACUUACAGCCACUGGAAUGCCCGUUUACUGUAAUGUCAUACCUCCCUCCCCACAGAACAAUCUCCGGUUGAUUGCUCCACAUUGUCCCUCUAAUAACGUUCCCGUUAUCUCUGCGAACUGCAGAACAAACUGUGCGAAUAUGAACAAUAGCGGAUGGCAAGUCAAGUACUGAAACUGUGAAUUUAUAGUACAGAUACCUAAAGAUAGUGUGCAUUUUUUAAUGACAACUAUCUCAUGGCCUUCAACUGAAAAGAGGAACACAACACGAGUAAUCGGUUAAGGGGCAUAACAGGAGACCUCGCUGCUGGAAAUAUGUAAAAAAAACAACGAAACG
Gekko japonicus is the source of this 2933-nucleotide messenger RNA. RefSeq names its product cAMP regulated phosphoprotein 21kDa (gene ARPP21). Gene Ontology annotation, cellular component: cytoplasm. Gene Ontology annotation, molecular function: nucleic acid binding. The transcript is spliced from 21 exons. Bases 255 to 2771 code for a protein of 838 amino acids. Lineage: Eukaryota; Metazoa; Chordata; Lepidosauria; Squamata; Gekkonidae. The record is from RefSeq and is a predicted model, not a curated record.